Apis mellifera (honey bee) is the source of this 1314-nucleotide messenger RNA. RefSeq names its product odorant receptor 4-like. Lineage: Eukaryota; Metazoa; Arthropoda; Insecta; Hymenoptera; Apidae. Gene Ontology annotation, molecular function: olfactory receptor activity; odorant binding. Bases 19 to 1251 code for a protein of 410 amino acids. The record is from RefSeq and is a predicted model, not a curated record. Gene Ontology annotation, biological process: sensory perception of smell; detection of chemical stimulus involved in sensory perception of smell. The transcript has 6 exons. Gene Ontology annotation, cellular component: plasma membrane.
UUCAAACUGUCUACGAAUAUGCAUCUCACUAUAUUAAAUGAGAGUGAUUAUAGAGCGCGAAAUUUAAAAUAUAAGGAAGAUAUCGCUUAUGUAACCAAACAUAGCAAGUGGAUUUUGAAAUCUAUCGGUAUUUGGCCAAUAAUUCUAAAGGAUGUUGCAAAAUUUCUACCGAAAAUCGUAAUUGGAAUUAGUAAUUUUGUCCUACUAUUCGCCAUUAUACCAUGUAUCCUGUAUAUCAUACUUGAAGAGAAAAAUAAUUUAAUAAAAUUAAAAUUAUUCGGUUUAUUGAUGUUCUGCUCGAUUGCGUUGAUGAAGCACUGGGCACUCGCCUAUCGCAAACCAAAAAUUAAAAAUUGCAUCGAACAGAUACAGAAUGAUUGGGAACAGGUAAAAUUAUAUGAAGAUCGCGAAAUGAUGUUAAAAUACGGACAAGUGGGUAGAAAUUUAACAAUAAUUUGUGCUGUUUUUAUGUAUACCGGUGGCAUUAUUUAUCACACAAUUUUACAAUAUGAAAUCGGUACGUUUAUCGAUGAAUAUAACCAUACAAUCAAACCAGUGAUCUAUCCCACAUAUAGCGGCCUAUUUAAUGUUCAAAAAAGCCCGAUUUAUGAAUUAAUAUAUGUUCUUCAUUGCACAUGUGGAUACGUCAUGUAUUCCAUAACUGCUGGUGCUUGUGGAUUAGCCGCACUUUUCGUAACACAUGCUUGUGGACAAAUUGAUAUCGUUAUAGCUCGAUUAAAUGAUCUUGUACAUGCCAAAUAUGGCAAAGGAAAAUUUAAUCUGAACGCACGAUUGAUAAAAAUUGUUGAACAUCACUUACAAAUUUUAAGAUUUUCAGCAACAGUACAAGUGAUACUGCAAGAAGUAUGCUUUCUAGAAUUUAUUGGUUCUAUCUUUUUGAUAUGUUUACUCGAAUAUUAUUGUAUAACGGAUUGGGAAUUAAAAAAUACCAUUGGUCUUACAACAUAUAUAAUAUUAUUAAUAUCUCUAACAUUUAAUAUAUUUAUAUUAUGUUAUAUUGGUGAACUUCUAAUGGAAAAGAGCAGCAGUAUUGGAUUAUCCUGUUUUAUGAUUGAUUGGUAUCACUUACCUGUUAAGACAAUUCAAGGGCUCAUCCUAAUAAUCGCCAUAUCAAAUAGUCCAACGAAAAUAAGUGCUGGUGGAAUAGUUGAUUUAUCUCUAUUUACUUUUGCAAAUAUUUUAAAAACAUCAUUUGUGUAUUUAAAUUUCAUUCGAGCUGCAAUCAUGUAAUAAUUUAGCAAUUUUUGUUUUAUAGUUAGCUUAUAUAACAUAUCAAAUAAAAAAAAUGUAUUA